AUGGCUCUUUACUUCCUUUAUCCCGCCGUGGCCGCCGUCGCCCUGUUUAUCGUGGGCGUUAUCAUUGUCAUGCUGCGCUACGGACCGCGUUUGUGCGGUUUGCGCCACCAUGCGCUUCCCGAUGACGAGGACCUGCGGGGAAAGACGUACGAGCAUGAGAUUAGCUAUGCCUAAUCUUGUUCAGGGGUGUCCCAUUAAUCCCAUUCAACCAAUAUGCCUUUUCAACUUUCAGUAGCGAUAUUGUUGGUGAUUUCUUGGACAGCCCUGCCUUUAAUUUACAUACUUCUACAUGCCGGCAAUGCUACGAAUUGCUUCUUAUAUAUCUCUCCCCCCGAAACUAAUCCUAGCUGCUGUAAGAGCCCACUAACCCGUCUGCACCCACCAACCAUAUCAGUUUUGCAUGCAGUACAAAUAGCUUCAUUAGCAACUAGUUUCGUUCGAGCCGUUUCCAUUCCAUUAAUCGCAAUCUGACAAUGUGCCUUCCACGUAGAGACUCGUGAGAAAAUUAUAUCGUCCAAGUGUCUUUUUAGCGCCGUAAGAUCGAAUUGUAUUUUUACAUUUAAUACCCAUUUUGGGUAGUCUGUCCACAGAUGCUGCAUUUAAUGUUGUCCAAUAUUCUACUCGUAUGAAAAUAUCAGUGUCUUGUAUCUACUACAAACUCUAUACAUUUGUAUUCGUCCAUUAGUUUUGUAAUAUUGUACUUUGAAGUUGCAUCAAAUAAAUCUACGGUCCCAAAAAUAA
Molecule: messenger RNA, 741 nt
Organism: Drosophila simulans
Lineage: Eukaryota; Metazoa; Arthropoda; Insecta; Diptera; Drosophilidae
Gene: wrm2
Exons: 1
Coding region: 1-174 (57 amino acids)
Source: RefSeq, a predicted model, not a curated record